This is a messenger RNA of Bemisia tabaci, 1296 nucleotides long. The record is from the annotation of a RefSeq genome assembly. NCBI's taxonomy places the organism in Eukaryota, Metazoa, Arthropoda, Insecta, Hemiptera, Aleyrodidae.
AUAAAAUUUUUUAUAGUUAUUAUGAUAAUGAUUAUGGUACCAAAAACAAAGCAAUUAAUUAUCAACUACUCACUUGUUAUACUAAUAUUCAAUUUAAAUAUACAAAAACAGGAAGUAAGUAAAAUCAGUUAUUUUAUAUGAGGAGAUGAACUAUCAUUUUGAACUUUUAAUUUAUCGCUCUGAAUUGGUUUUGUUUUAAUUUUUAGUAAAAUUAACCAACCCAAAAUUUACAAUAAAUCAGUAUUUAUAAUGUUAAUUCUAUUGAUAAUAACCUUUUACAGAUGAAAUUUAAUGAUAUUCUACUUAAUAUUUGAAAUAUCUAUAAUUGUUGUACUCAUGAUUAUUAUAACAUGAGGUUACCAGCCAGAACGAGUUGAAGCUGCUUUAUUCAUAGUUAUAAUAACAGUUAUAACUUCACUACCUUUUAUCACUACUAUGAUAAAUAAUAGAACCAACUUAAGAUUAUGAAAUAUCCAAUAUAUAGAGAUGAAUAAAUGAGAAUAUCUAAGAUUAAUACUGGUUUUUAUAAUAAAAAUACCCACAAUGUUUUUACAUAUAUGACUACCCAAAGUUCACGUAGAAUCACCAGUUCAGGGAUCAAUAAUUUUAGCAUCGAUCCUUCUUAAACUAGGAUCAUAUGGAUUGAUCCGAAUAACCUCUACCAAUUCAGAAAUAAACAACAAAUUAGAAUGAAUUAUUUUAUCAUUUAGUCUAUGAACAGCUCUUUAUUUAAGAAUAAUUUGCUUUAUACAAACCGACUUGAAAACAAUAAUUGCUUACUCAUCAGUGGUUCACAUAACAUUAGUGUUUGCAACAAUUACAUUAGACAAGUCGAAAAGUAUAUUAGGAGGUAUAUAUAUUAUAAUUGGACAUGGGACAUGUUCAGCAGGAUUAUUUUAUAUAGCAAAUAUUAUAUAUAAAAAUUCUAAGUCUCGAAGAAUCAUUAUUAAUAAGAGGAUAUUUUCAAUAAAUCCAUCAGCAAUAAUGAUAUGAUUUUUUAUGUGUAUAAGAAAUUCCCCAAUACCCCCCUCGAUCAAUUUUAUAGGUGAACUUUUCUCACUUAAAUCAAUUAUAAACUGAUCUGGAACAAGAUCAACAGUUGUUGUCACUAUAACAACGAUCAUGUUUUCAAGAUCAUUAUAUAGGAUUUUUAUAUUUUAUAUUAUUACCCAUGGGAUAUUAAAAAAAUCAACUAACACAGUUAAAAUUUUCAAUUCAAAAAAUAUAAAUACUACUUCUAUAUUGAUUAUUCCCAUAAUCAUAAUUUCAAUUAACCCAGACUUAUUAAUUAUCUAA